UAGUUUUGUUAUUGUUAUAAUUAACUCUUCUGGUUUGAACAGGCCUUCAUAGAUUAUUUUAGGGUAUGUUUUAUAAAAAUGUAAUUCCGCCUUGAAACAACAUGGAGGUGUCUAAAUGAUAGAAUUUCUUCCUUCACACAAUUCAAUUAGGUUGGAGUUGUUUUGAAUCUGAAAAGCUUUCCACUUACAGUGCAGCUUUUACUGAUUUCAUAUCAAGUGUGUGACCAAACGGCAAGAUUGACUGAAGCUUUAAAUCGGGUUUGGCACUUUAACACCACUGCUGUGGUUUAUUCUGAGUUUUCUUAAUGAAUCACUUACUCCGAGGGUCCAACGACUGCGAGAUUGAUAGUCACGGGGGUUGCCAUGGAGACAAGACCAGCAGCCUCCGAUCACAUUGACUGUUGAUGAUGGCCGUAAUUUAAAAUAACAAGCUUUCCUGUGUUGCACCGGAAGGAUGAUUGCCCCGAUUAUGAUGACAUCUCCACCAUGCUGAGAUCUCUUUCACAAUUAUCCAUCAGAUCCUGCGCUGUGUGGCAUUCCUCUGGCUCUAAUCUGUCUCAGUGGGUCACACGGACCCCUGCUUAACCGAUAUCAGCUCAGCGGGCGUAUUAACUAUGGAUGACGUCAGGCUUUGCUGCAUGUUAUUCACAAGGGCACAGCCGCCCUUCUUCAGAGAUACAUCACUAAGCUGCUACUGUUCCUGAGCCUCGCUGGCUAACUGUGCCAGAGUCUCUGGCUAUAUUUAGCGCUGCCUGUUUGGUUUUGGGUGCAGAUUAAUGUGGAGCGAUGAAAAUGGGAGCGAGGGAUAUCCGAACCUCUCCGUUGAUGGAUUUUAUGGAGGAGCCUGUAGCCUGUGAUGGGAGUUAAAGGUUUAUCCUGCUGGCAUUAGUUGCUUCCUGGUGGAUCUUUUGGUGUGAGUCUGCAUCUCCUCUGCAGAGAGACGGUCUUCAGGAGUGGGCCGCUGUUUGUACUUCGCUUGAGGUUGACUGUGAGAGCGAGAGCAAGGCAUUCUGGGAAUCCCAGCCAGCCGUGGAUGUGGUUGAGUCUUAGCUAUCAGCAGCAGAAGAAAGGUUCAUCCAAUGCUGCCCCUCUGUAUACGGAAGCUUACCUCCAGAGGCAUCAUGAGUGGAUAACAGGUGUGUCCGGAGGCGGUGCAUAGGUCAACGGGUGGGAUCAUUGCAGUGAAUGGGCAGCUCUGAGUGGGAGGGAGGUGCUGUAAAUGAUGACCAGUCUUUUCCGCCGGAGUAAUGCGAACAGUAACCAUGGCAGUGGUACACGAGGGAGCGACGAUGGAUCACGAGAGCUCAAUAACAGAAGGCCUCCACAUCAGGUCCGGCGUUUGGAGUUUACCCAGGCUAUGGAUGACUUUAAGACGAUGUUCCCCAGCAUGAAGCAUGAGGUUAUUGAGUGUGUCUUGAGAGCCAACCAUGGUGCUGUCGACUCCACCAUUGACCAGCUACUGCAGAUGAGCCUGGACAGCAAGGCCACGGAUGACAGCUCGGAUUCUGAGGACAGCAUCCCUCCAGAGAUCCUGGAAAGAACACUGGAGCCGGACAGCUCAGAUGAGGAGCCUCCACCCGUCUACGCGCCGCCCUCCUACGACAUGCACAUCUAUGACAGAAAACAUCCUGCAGAUGUUCCAUCCACACCACCACCCAGGUUCGAUGAUUAUCCCCCUCCUGGGCAUCAGCAGGUCGGCAGACACAGGAACUGGAAUCCACCGUUACUAGGCAACCUCCCUGAUGACUUCCUGCGUAUCCUGCCUCAGCAGUCAGAAAGUCUUCAGCGAUCUCAGAGCAACCUGUCUCAGCCUUCCUCCUCCUCCUCUUCCUCACUGUCAUCCCUGACGCAGCUUUCAUCCAGCAGUAUUGCCCUGUCAGGUGGCGUUUGGUCAUCUGAACAGGACAGGAAGUUGAAACAAUACUUGGAGGAUGAGCGAAUAGCCCUUUUUCUGCAGAAUCAGGAGUUCAUGAAAGAGCUACAGCGUAACAGAGACUUCCUCAUAGCUCUGGAGAUAGAUCAUCAGAGGUGCGAGAAAGCACAGUGUGGUCAUUCAUCCGCUUGCACAGAGAACUCCGCCGAAGGUGAUAAUUGUGUCUCGGGGUCUGAGGAGGCCUGUUCAUCAGUCUCUGACGAUGCCUUAUUCCUGGAGAAACUCAAGCACAUGGGCAAAUCUACAAGGAAGAAGCUUUUUGAAAUUGCCAGAUCAUUCUCGGAGAAGACCAGAAGAAAGAAGUCCAAAAAGCGAGCUUUCUCCAAACACCAGUCAUAUCCUCACAUGUCCAGCCCCGACAGUCGCUGCCUGGAGUUUGCUUCUAUUCAAGGCUCUGCAACCUCCAUCGUCAAUCUCCUGGAAGAAGUAGAGGGGCCGCCUUCGGCUGAGGAUGACAACAAACUUAAGAGACUUUCAGAAAGAGACGAAGGGGAGGAGUCAAAGGAAGUGAUGUCAUGAUGGAUGAAUCCUGGCCGGAGCUGCCGAUGUUGUCUGCUUUAGAGAGCUCUGAAGACUAAAGCGUCAUGAUGAUCGAGAUUUUACUCAUUAGUUUCCUGCAAUGCUUUAUUAAACCUGAACCAUAAAAUCAUCAUAGUUCUAUAUUGUUUGUAAUAUUCUGGUUCAACAGUCUAGUUUAGGACUGUCAUGUGGUGUAGCAGAUCUGGUGGUGUUUAGAAGAAUGCUGUGCUGGGCCUCGGGACUCAGAACAUCCACAAGCACAAACCUCAUUGCUCAGCUUGAUAAGAAAAUCUGUGUUUAUCUCAGGAGUAAUUGUAAUGGCCUGGAGUCUAUAUACAGUUCCUUUGAUGUUUAUAGAUAAACCUCUUUUAAAUUCUCAUUAUAUUAUCUGAUAGGUUUUAUUUUGAUAACUGGGAGAUUGGUUUAAAAUGUGUUAUACAAUUUAAGUUGCUGUGUUUUCAACCAAAUCACAAUUUAAAAUCAUGCUGAUUUUAUUCUUAGUGUAAAGUAAGGUCUGUUUUUUGUGUAUUUAAACUGGGAUAGUAGGCUAAUUAUUAAAACUAAAUUGUAAUUUUCAGAGUUUAGAGCUGUCAGCUCACUGUAAAUUGAUAUUGAUUUUCAAAGGAUGAUGUAGUUUGUUAUUAAAUUACAUUUUGAGAGCAAC
This is a messenger RNA of Carassius auratus (goldfish), 3116 nucleotides long. RefSeq names its product CUE domain-containing protein 1-like. The transcript is spliced from 11 exons. NCBI's taxonomy places the organism in Eukaryota, Metazoa, Chordata, Actinopteri, Cypriniformes, Cyprinidae. The record is from RefSeq and is a predicted model, not a curated record. Gene Ontology annotation, molecular function: ubiquitin binding. Bases 1220 to 2452 code for a protein of 410 amino acids.